AUGGCACAGAAAGGAGUUCAGCUGGACCGAGAAACCUUCUCUUGUUCCAUCUGUUUGGAUCUACUGAAGGAUCCGGUGACUACAGCCUGUGGACACAGCUACUGCAUGAACUGUAUUAAAGCACACUUUGAUGAAGAGGACAGGAAGGGAAUCCACAGCUGCCCUCAGUGCAGGAAGACUUUCACACUGAGGCCUGUCCUGGAGAAAAACAUCAUGUUAGCAGCUUUAGUGGAGCAGCUGAAGAAGACUGGACUCCAAGCUGCUCCAGCUGAUCACUGCUAUGCUGGACCUGAAGAUGUGGCCUGUGAUGUCUGCACUGGGAGGAAGCUGAAAGCCAUCAAGUCCUGUUUAUCUUGUCCAGCCUCUUACUGUGAGAAACACCUCCAACCUCACUAUGAUGCAGCUCCAUUAAAGAAACACAAGCUGGUGGCCCCCUCCAAGAAGCUCCAGGAGAACAUCUGCUCUCGUCAUGAUGAGGAAGAGGAGUACAGAAGUCUGGUGAGGAAAGUUGUCGCAUGGAGUCACACAAACCACCUGCAACUCAACACUUCAAAGACUAAGGAACUGGUUGUGGACUUCGGGAGGUCCAGAGAAGGCCCACUGCCGGUUCAGAUAGAGGGGGAGGAGGUGGAGGUGGUCAACAAGUACAAGUACCUCGGACUACCAGACUCUCCUGAGCCUGAGACCGGACGCAGAUCUCCACAGGAAGACUGUCCUGACUUUAAAAGCAGGAAACUGUCUCCUGAUGAGAGGAUCACUGAGGCACCAGAUGCCCUUGAAUCUAAACCUGGACCCAGCUGUGUGUCUUUGAAGAGUGAUCGGUCAAAGGAGAACAUUGUCAACUUUAAAGGAACUAAAUCUACUGCUGCUGAAGAAGCUGAUCAGGAGAGUCUGCAGCAUCAAACUGAUCUGGACUCAAUAUUUAAGAUGCUGGAGGAAAACAUUAUCACUUUUGUGAAGAACGAGCUAAAGAAGCUGCAGAAUGAUCUGAAUCCAGAUUAUUCAGAGUGUCAGAGGGAUGAAGAGGAGGUGUUGGACAGUGAGGAAGAGAAGCAGAGAAGGAGCAGCAGAGAGGCAUUUCUGAAACUUGCAGUUAACUUCCUGAGAAUAAUGAAACAGGAGCAGCUGGCUGACUGUCUGCAGAGCAAAAAUCCUGAUCCACUUUGUGAUAAAACAUUUAAAUGUAACCUAAAGAAGAAGUUCCAGUGUGUCUCUGAGGGGAUCGCUAAACCAGGAACCCGAACCACUCUAAAUGAGAUCUACACAGAGCUCUGCAUCACAGAGGGAGGGACCGGAGAGGUCAACACUGAACAUGAGGUCAGACAGAUUGAAACGUUUUCCUGGAAACCAAACAAACCAGAAACAACAAUCAGGUGUGAAGACAUCUUUAAAGCUUCGACUGAACGAGACAAACCAAUCAGAACAGUUCUGACCAAAGGAGUGGCUGGCAUCGGGAAAACAUUCCUGACACAAAAGUUCACUCUGGACUGGGCUGAAGACAAGACCAACCAGGACAUCCAGUUCAUUUUUCCAUUCCCAUUCAGAGAGCUGAAUUUACUGAAGGAUACAAAGUUCAGCUUAGUGGGACUUAUUCAUCACUUCUUCACUGAAAUCAAAGAAGCAGGAAUCUGUAACUUUAAAAAGUUCAAAGUUGUGUUCAUCUUUGUUGGUCUGGAUGAGUGUCGACUUCCUCUGAACUUCCACAUCACUGAGAUCCUCACUGAUGUUACAGAGUCCACAUCAGUGGAUGUGCUGCUGACAAACCUCAUCAGGGGAAAGUUGCUUCCUUCUGCUCACAUCUGGAUAACCACACGACCUGCAGCAGCCAAUCAGAUCCCUGCUGAGUAUAUAGACAUGGUUACAGAGGUCAGAGGGUUCACUGACCCAAAGAAGGAAGAGUACUUCAGGAAGAGACUCAGAGACAAGGAAGAGGCCAACUCCAUAAUCUCUCACAUUAAGACAUCACGAAGCCUCCACAUCAUGUGUCACAUCCCAAUCUUCUGCUGGAUCACUGCUACAGUUCUAGAGAGUUUGUUAAAAACCAAACAGGAUGGAGGAAAACUGCCCAAGACACUGACUGAGAUGUACAUUCACUUCCUGGUGGUUCAGACCAAACUGAAGAACAUCAAGUAUGAUGGAGGAGCUGAGACAGAUCCUCUCUGGAGUCCAGAGAGCAGGAAGAUGAUUGAAGAACUGGGGAAACUGGCUUUUGAGCAGCUGCAGAAAGGAAACCUGAUCUUCUAUGAAUCAGACCUGACAGAGUGUGGAAUUAAUGUCAGAGAUGCCUCAGUGUACUCAGGAGUGUUCACACAGGUCUUUAAAGAGGAGAGAGGAGUGUACCAAGAGAAGGUGUUCUGUUUUGUCCAUCUGAGCAUUCAGGAGUUUUUAGCUGCUCUUUAUGUGCAUCUGACCUUCACCAACUCUGGUAUCAACCUGCUGAAAGAAGAAGAAACAGCCUCAGUGCAGACUGACGAGUCUUCAGUAAGACAGUUCUACCAGAGUGCUGUGAACGAGGCUUUGAAGAGUUCAAAUGGACACUGGGACUUGUUUCUUCGCUUCCUCCUUGGUCUUUCACUGCAGACCAAUCAGAAACUCAUACAAGGCCUGCUCACACAAACAGGAAUCAGCUCAAAGAUAAAUCAGGAAGCAGUCAAGUACAUUACAGAAACAAUGAAUGGCACUCUCUCUUCAGAGAAAAGCAUCAAUCUGCUCCACUGUCUGAAUGAAUUGAAUGACAACUCUAUAGUGAAGGAGGUCCAGCAUCACUUGAGUUCAGGACAACUGUCUAAAGUUAAUCUAUCUCCUAGUCAGUGGUCAGCUCUGGUCUUCAUCUUACUGUCAUCAGAAACAGAUCUGGAUGAGUUUGACUUGAGGAAAUAUUCAGCUUCAGAAGAGGCUCUUCUGCAGCUGCUGCCAGUGGUCAAAGUCUGUAAGAAAGCCCAGUUAAGCGGCUGUAAGCUCACAGAGAGAAGCUGUGAAGCUCUUUCCUUAAUUCUAAGUUCUCAGUCCUCCAGACUGAGAGAGCUGGACAUGAGUAACAACAACCUCCAGGACUCAGGAGUGGAGCUGCUUUGUGUUGGACUUGGGAGUCCACACUGUAUGCUGGAAACUCUCAGGCUGUCAGGCUGUCAGAUCACAGGAACAGGCUUCACCUCUCUGGCCAAAGCUCUGCGCUCCAACCCCGCCUAUUUGAAAGAGCUGGACUUGAGCUAUAAUCACCCAGAAGACUCAGGAAUGAAGCUUUUGUCUGCUCUAAAGGAGGAUCCACAUGUGAAACUGGACAUACUCUGUGUGGAGCCUCAAGGAGUCCAGUGGAUGAGACCAGGUCUAAAGAAAUAUUUCUGUGACCUGACGCUGGAUCCAAACACAGCACACAGAAACCUCAAACUGUCUGAAAACAACAAAGAGGUGUCACAUGUGAAAGAAGAGCAGCUGUAUCCUGGUGAUGAUCUUAGGUUUGAUCACUGGCCUCAGCUGCUGUGUACCAACAGUCUGAGUGGUCGCUGUUACUGGGAGGUUGAGUGGAGAGGAGAGGUUCAUGUUGCUGUAGCUUAUGGAGGAAUCAGACGGAAAGGAGAAGAGGAUGAAAGCAGGUUUGGAAGGACUCAUCAAUCCUGGAGUCUCUACUGCAGUGAAGACAGGGGUUACUAUGGAAAUCAUGAUUACAUAGGAAGAGCGAUCCCUCUUCUCCCCUCAGCGCUCUCUCACAAAGUAGCAGUGUAUGUGGACUGUUCUGCAGGAACUGUGUCCUUCUACAGUGUCUCCUCUGACAAACUGAUCCACCUGCACACAUUCAACACCACCUUCACUGAACCUGUAUAUGCUGGGUUUAGAGUGAAGCCUGACUCUAGUAUCCACCUCUGUGUUGACUCAGAAUAA
Pelmatolapia mariae (spotted tilapia) is the source of this 3879-nucleotide messenger RNA. RefSeq names its product protein NLRC3-like. Gene Ontology annotation, molecular function: protein binding. Gene Ontology annotation, biological process: intracellular signal transduction. Bases 1 to 3879 code for a protein of 1292 amino acids. NCBI's taxonomy places the organism in Eukaryota, Metazoa, Chordata, Actinopteri, Cichliformes, Cichlidae. The transcript has 11 exons. The record is from RefSeq and is a predicted model, not a curated record.